Messenger RNA from Pecten maximus, 1467 nucleotides. Its product is annotated as transcription factor HES-1-B-like. Gene Ontology annotation, cellular component: nucleus. The transcript is spliced from 3 exons. Bases 127 to 1038 code for a protein of 303 amino acids. Lineage: Eukaryota; Metazoa; Mollusca; Bivalvia; Pectinida; Pectinidae. Gene Ontology annotation, biological process: anterior/posterior pattern specification; regulation of transcription by RNA polymerase II; regulation of neurogenesis. Gene Ontology annotation, molecular function: DNA-binding transcription factor activity, RNA polymerase II-specific; protein dimerization activity; RNA polymerase II cis-regulatory region sequence-specific DNA binding. The record is from RefSeq and is a predicted model, not a curated record.
CUAUACGAUGUCAAUUGUGUAUAAAACUUGGCGGAGCCUGUCAGAGGCCACAUAUAUACACAAGCGGUGUGAGACUGUGAGACAUACGAGUACUCAGUCUCAAUAAACAAUAUACACAGUGCUAACAUGGAUAUUCAACAGGAUUAUGAUACAAUGUCACUUAAAAGCGAAGAGAAAUAUUCCCAGAGAAAGAGUAAGAAACCGAUGAUGGAGAAAAGACGAAGAGCAAGAAUCAACAGUUGUCUGUUGCAACUCAAAGCGCUGGUGCUACAGGCAAUGAAAAAAGAUACUUCUCACUACUCAAAGCUGGAGAAGGCAGACAUCUUGGAGAUGACAGUAAAGCAUCUGCGGACCCUGCAGCGACGACAAAUCACUUCCGCUGUGGCAGCUGACCCCACUGUAGCCGCCAAAUACAAUAUAGGCUUCUCAGAGUGCGCCAAUGAGGUAAUGCGCUACCUUGGAUCAGCACAAGGGAUUAACGAAGAUGUCCGAAACCGUGUGGUCAACCACCUUGGUGGAUGUGUACAGACCGUCAACGCGUCUUCAAUGGCACAUCACAAUCUCCAACCAAUUCAUGUGCAAAUCCCCGCCUCACAAAACGUCGCGAACAACGCACGUGCAAUGUACUCUUCUGAACGUCUGCUUGUUCAGCCAGCCUCUCAGGCACAGAAUGGGUGUUCAUUUCCUAUCCAAACAGCUAUUCCAGUACAAUCACAAUCAAACAGUGGACAAUUUGAACUUGUUCCAGGAAGUGCUUUCAGUGGACCAGUGGCUUUCUGUAUGUCCCCACCCGAGGAUAUUUCAUCAAUGUCGAACAUGUACCCGACAAACUCACUCAAAUCAGAACCACGUGCAGUAAGCAUUAGUCCCGAAUCUCACAAAUUAGACUGUCAAAGGCAGCAAGAACAGGACAUGUACAAAUCCCAUGAAAAGCACGCGCAUUCUCAUUCACACCAGGUAUCAACAUUAUCAUCAAGUCCCGUAUACUCUCCCGCCACAAGUGCUCUCAAGGAAGAACAACUCUGGCGACCCUGGUGAUCAAAGCAUUACUCAUUACGAAUUAUGACCAGUGUUUGACAAUAUAAACUUGUGAACUAAACUGUGAUGCUACUGACUCGAUUUUACGCUAAGUGCCUUCCAGUUAUUCCAGUCACCCACGAUAUAUUUUCAGGAUUACUUGUUUUUUCCGAGUUUUAAACUCAGGACUUUUAAUUGAUAAGUGCUUAUGUGUCUUUCACUAUUAUACAAUUAACGACGAAGCCAAUGGCUUUGAUUAUUGAGGCAGACUGGUAGAUUUAGAUGAAUGUUAUUAGAUUCAUUGACUUCCAGAUACCUUGGUGCAUACAAUGAUUACGAACGAGAUGGUGCUAUAGCGAGUGGUAGCUUAUAUACGGGUAGAGACACAUUGUCUCAACAUUUUUCCAGUCAGUGAUUAUAAUGAAUUAAAAUACAAAUGAAAUGAAAAAA